Messenger RNA from Paramisgurnus dabryanus, 4112 nucleotides. It is a transcript of the gene smc2, whose product is annotated as structural maintenance of chromosomes 2. NCBI's taxonomy places the organism in Eukaryota, Metazoa, Chordata, Actinopteri, Cypriniformes, Cobitidae. Gene Ontology annotation, molecular function: protein binding; ATP binding; ATP hydrolysis activity. Gene Ontology annotation, biological process: chromosome organization. The record is from RefSeq and is a predicted model, not a curated record. Gene Ontology annotation, cellular component: chromosome.
AGUUUGGAUGGUUGAACUGAAAACGUUCAACUGAAAGUUCACAGAGAUUAUUUAUCACGCGUUUUAUUGCCUCAUAGCGUUGUUGUUCGGUCGAAAUGUACAUAAAGUCUAUUGUAUUAGAGGGCUUUAAGUCCUACGCAGAGAGGACGGAGAUUAACGGCUUUGAUCCGUUUUUUAAUGCCAUAACUGGACUGAACGGCAGCGGCAAGUCAAAUAUACUAGACUCCAUCUGCUUUCUGUUGGGGAUAUCAAACCUAUCACAGGUUCGUGCCACCAAUCUCCAAGAUCUGGUGUACAAAAAUGGUCUGGCUGGGAUUACAAAGGCUACAGUGUCUAUCACUUUCGACAACUCUAACAAAAAACAAAGCCCUCUGGGGUUUGAGACACAUGAUGAGAUUACCAUCACAAGACAGGUGGUCAUAGGUGGACGCAAUAAGUACCUCAUCAAUGGUGUUAACGCAAACAACCUAAGAGUCCAGGAUCUGUUUUGCUCGGUUGGACUAAAUGUCAACAAUCCUCACUUUCUGAUCAUGCAGGGAAGAAUCACCAAGGUCCUAAACAUGAAGCCUCCUGAGAUUCUGGCCAUGAUUGAGGAGGCCGCAGGUACCAGGAUGUACGAGUGCAAGAAGAUCAGUGCUCAAAAAACUAUUGAGAAAAAAGAUGCCAAGCUGAAAGAGAUUCAAACUAUCCUGGAUGAGGAAAUCACCCCUGCUAUGGAAAAGCUGAAAGAGGAGCGUGCAUCCUACCUGGAGUACCAGAAACUGAUGCGUGAGAUCGAGCACUUGAGUCGUCUAUAUGUGGCGUACUUGUUUGUGUGCGCCGAGGAGACCAAGCUGAAGUCUACUGAAGACCUGCAGGAGAUGCAGAGCUCCAUCACUCAGCUACAGGAAAACAUGAGACAGAAUGAGGCCAAAGUGAAGGAACUGAGUGCAGAGAUACAGGAGCUGGAACGCCGAAGGGACAAGGAGGUUGGGGGAGUGUUGAAGAGUCUGGAGGAGACGUUGUCUGAAGCACAGAGAGUGGACACAAAGGCCCAAAGUGCUCUUGAUCUGAAGAAACAAAAUCUGAAAGAUGAAACCAAGAAAAGAAAAGAGCUGAUCAAAAACAUGGAAGAGGAUAAGAAGAUGAUGUCAGCCAAGGAAGUGGAGGUUGCUAAGGCAAAGGAGAAGCUAAAGGUGGUUCAGGAUGACGGACAGAAGGAUGCAGAAGCGUUGGAGGCGGCAAAACAGCAUUUCGAAGCGGUGUCUGCCGGUCUCUCGGCCAAUGAGGAUGGAGUUGAAGCCACGCUUAAUGAACAGAUGAUGACCUGCAAGAAUGACAUGAGCAAAGCUGAAACCGAGGCUAAACAGGCCCAGAUGAAACUCAAACAUGCUCAACAGGAACUGAAGACUAAACAGGCUCAGGUCAAGAAGAUGGACAGUGGUUACAAAAAAGACCAGGACACAUUUGAGGCUGUGAGAAAAAACAUUGAAAAGCUACAGGCUGAAAUGAAGAAACUCAACUAUGAAGAUGGACGAGAGGAGGGUAUGGUGGAGCAGAAGAGAAAGUUAUCACGUGAAGUCGCUCAUCUCAGAGAAACAUACGAGUCUCUCAUGGGCCAGUUCCCCAACCUUCGCUUUGAAUAUACGGAUCCAGAGAGAGGCUGGGAGCGCAGUAAAGUGAAGGGUUUGGUGGCAAAUCUCUUCACCGUUACUGACGUGUCAAAUGCUACGGCUUUGGAGGUGGUAGCUGGUGGUCGACUCUAUAACGUAGUGGUUGACAAUGAGGUUACUGGAAAGAAGCUUUUGGAAAAGGGUGAACUGAAACGCAGAUAUACCAUCAUUCCUCUAAACAAGAUCUCAGCCCGUACCCUAAAUGACAACGUAGUGCGCACUGCCAAAAAUCUGGUUGGAGCAGAUAACGUGCACACAGCGCUGUCAUUGGUGGGUUAUGAGUCGGAGCUGAGAAAGGCCAUGGAGUACGUGUUCGGCUCUACGCUGGUUUGUGACAGUUUGGACAAUGCUAAAAAAGUCGCUUUCGAUAAAGGUGUGAGCACAAAAACUGUUACCCUUGGAGGAGACGUGUUUGACCCGCAGGGAACGCUGACGGGAGGUGCCCGUGCUCAGACAGCCUCCGUCCUGUCCAAACUGGCUGAGGUGAAAGACGUUCAGGACAGUCUGAGAGCUAAAGAGUCUGAACUCGCUGCUUUGGAGUCUGAGCUCAGUGGCCUGAAGGGAACAGCUGAGAAAUAUCGUCAGCUGAAGCAGCAGUUGGACCUAAAAACCGAGGAGGCUCAGAUUCUGGAGACCAAACUUCAACAGAGCUCUUUCCACAAGCAGCAGGAGGAACUGGAGAAUCUGCGCAAGACUAUUGAGGAAUGCGAGGAAACGCUGCAGAAGACGAAGGAGAUUCGGAGUAAGGCAGAGGAGAAGUACAAAGUUCUGGAGAACAAGAUGAAAAACGCAGAGGCAGAAAGAGAGAAAGAACUAAAAGCAGCCCAGCAGAAACUCAACCAGGCCAAGAGCAAAGCAGACGCCUUUAACAAGAGACUAAAAGAGAAACAGCAGGAAGCAGAAGCAGUUGCUCUUGAGUUAGAGGAGCUGAAGAGAGAACAGACCGGAUAUGAACAGCAGAUUCAAGCUGUUGAUGAAGCAAUGAAAGCCAUACAAGAGCAGAUCGACAACAUGACCACAGACGUUUCGGCCAAUAAGGAAGCAGUGCGUGUCGCACAGGAGCAGUUGUCCAAGCAGAAGGAGGUGAUUCUGGGACAGGAGAGAGAAAUUAAAGGAAAGACUGGAGAAGCGAACCGCCUCAGAGAGCAAAACAACGACGCCCAGCUCAAAAUCAAAGAGCUGGAGCACAACAUCAGCAAACACAAGAAAGACAGCGCCGAUGCCACGGCCAAGGUGGCCCGCAUGUUAGCCGAAAACGACUGGAUCUCCUCAGAGAAGCAUCUUUUCGGCCAACCCAACACAGCCUAUGACUUCAAGACCAACAAUCCCAAAGAGGCCGGACAGAGAUUAAAGAGACUGGAGGAGACUAAAGACAAGCUGGAGAGAAACGUCAACCGUAGGGCCAUGAACAUGCUCAGCGAGGCUGAGGAGAGGUACAAUGAUCUUCGAAAGAAAAAGCGAAUUGUUGAGAACGAUAAAGCCAAAAUUCUGGAAACAAUCGAAGAGUUGGACCAGAAAAAGAAUGAGGCACUUAAUGUGGCAUGGCAAAAGGUGAAUAAGGAUUUUGGCUCCAUAUUCUCCACCCUGCUGCCUGGCGCGAAUGCCCGUUUGGCUCCGCCCGAGGGGUGUGGCGUUCUGGACGGUUUGGAGUUUAAAGUGGCUCUAGGGAACACCUGGAAAGAGAACCUGACAGAGCUCAGCGGCGGUCAAAGGUCACUGGUGGCGCUCUCUCUCAUUCUGGCCAUGCUGCUGUUCAAACCUGCCCCCAUUUAUAUCCUGGAUGAAGUGGACGCUGCGCUUGAUCUCUCACACACGCAAAAUAUCGGACAGAUGCUGCGCACACACUUUACACAUUCACAGUUUGUGGUGGUGUCUUUGAAGGACGGUAUGUUCACCAACGCAAAUGUGCUUUUCAAGACCAAAUUUGUAGAUGGCAUCUCUGCGGUAACUCGCACUGCUCAGACGCAUGAGGGAAAAGUUUUGGCCCAGCGCACACAACAGAAAUCCAAGGACAAACGCCAGCGCCAGAUGCUGGCCAGCUAAACGCAUGCUAUACACAAAUGUAACAAUGUUACUUUCAGUAAUCACUUUAAGGUAUCAACUAAAAUGAAAUGGAGUGUUUGAAAGGGUUGCGUAUAAUAGGUCUGAAUCACUUCUUUCCAUAUUCACACCACUUUUUUGUGCUUUUACUCGUUUAGUUGCCAUAUGACCUUUAAUAGUGUUUUUCCCUCUGUGCAUUGCUUUUCUUAUAUUUGUUUGUUGUAUGUAUGCAUUCAAACCUUUCGCUUAUUUUUCAACUCUCUGCAAGCUGUUUUUUAUUAUGAUCUUUUUAAGUAAGGUAGUGAUUUCAGAAAUCAUGCCUAAAUGUACAUAAGCAAUUUUUAGAGAAUUAAGUAGAAAUGUGUUUUCGUAUAUUUUGCAAAUAAAUGUACCAAUCUGAUGUUUUACCAGUUUUGUUUG